CCGAGCUCCGCCGCCAUGCACCCCGACGCCAGCUCCCCGUCGCACCGCAUCGCCCGCGUCGCCGCGCACCUCAACCCCUCACGCCCCCAGAUGGAGGAGGGAGCAGCGUCCGGUCUGCGGCCCGUGCCGUGCCGCGCCAAGGGCGGCGCGCCGGGGUUCAAGGUGGCGGUGGUGGGCGCGGCGGGCGGGAUCGGCCAGUCGCUGUCCCUGCUCAUGAAGAUGAACCCGCUCGUCUCCGUGCUCCACCUCUACGACGUCGUCAACACGCCCGGGGUCACCGCCGACGUCAGCCACAUGGACACCAGCGCCGUGGUGCGUGGCUUCAUUGGGCAGCAACAGCUUGAGGCAGCGCUUACAGGAAUGGAUCUUGUCAUCAUCCCUGCUGGCCUCCCAAGAAAACCAGGAAUGACAAGGGAUGAUUUGUUCAACAAAAAUGCUGGGAUUGUCCGAUCAAUCUGUGAGGGCGUUGCCAAGAGCUGUCCUAAUGCAAUUGUGAAUUUGAUCAGCAACCCUGUGAACUCAACCGUCCCCAUUGCGGCGGAAGUUUUCAAGAGGGCUGGAACUUACUGUCCCAAACGUCUCCUUGGAGUGACAACUCUUGAUGUAGCGAGGGCUAACACCUUUGUGGCUGAAGUGCUUGGAGUUGAUCCUAGAGAAGUCAGUGUUCCGGUUGUUGGCGGGCAUGCGGGGAUCACUAUAUUGCCCCUCCUGUCCCAGGUCAGCCCCCCGUGCUCAUUCACUCCAGAUGAAAUCAGCUAUUUGACUAACCGCAUACAGAAUGGCGGUACCGAAGUUGUUGAGGCAAAGGCUGGAGCAGGCUCUGCAACUUUGUCAAUGGCUUUUGCUGCUGCAAAAUUCGCGGACGCAUGCUUGCGUGGAAUGCGUGGUGAUGCUGGCAUUGUGGAAUGUUCAUAUGUUGCAUCUGAGGUGACAGAGCUGCCGUUCUUCGCAACAAAAGUGAGGUUAGGCCGCGGCGGAGCGGAGGAGAUCCUCCCCCUUGGGCCACUGAAUGACUUCGAGAGAGCUGGCCUGGAGAAGGCGAAGAAGGAGCUGAGCGAGAGCAUCCAGAAGGGUGUGGCGUUCAUGAACAAGUGAGAGAUCAUAUGAAUGGAUGGAUACCCCGACCUAUACAUAGAUGACGCAAAGACUAAAGAAAGAGUGUGAUAUAGUGCUCCUAUAUACGUGUAAAAUCUCUCCUGCCUGUAAGACAAUAGUCAAAAGGUUAAACACCCUUUAGCUGCACGAAGCCUUUUUUCCCCCCAUCAUGGAAUAAACCAUCUACGGAGUACUAGACAAGAACAUCCUGUCAUCAAUGGCUGGACUGUAUGUGGAGCUGUUACAGAAUUACAUAUGCUGUAUCUGCA
Molecule: messenger RNA, 1364 nt
Organism: Lolium rigidum
Lineage: Eukaryota; Viridiplantae; Streptophyta; Magnoliopsida; Poales; Poaceae
Product: malate dehydrogenase, glyoxysomal-like
Exons: 9
Coding region: 16-1095 (359 amino acids)
Biological process (GO): malate metabolic process; tricarboxylic acid cycle
Cellular component (GO): cytoplasm; chloroplast
Molecular function (GO): L-malate dehydrogenase (NAD+) activity
Source: RefSeq, a predicted model, not a curated record